Molecule: messenger RNA, 885 nt
Organism: Phacochoerus africanus (Common warthog)
Lineage: Eukaryota; Metazoa; Chordata; Mammalia; Artiodactyla; Suidae
Product: proline-rich protein HaeIII subfamily 1-like
Exons: 2
Coding region: 1-885 (294 amino acids)
Source: RefSeq, a predicted model, not a curated record
AUGAAUGAGGAGGCGGCGGCGGCGGCGGCGGCGGCGGCGGGAGCGGCUCCGCAAGGGGACGAGACACCGCGGGCCCAGCCCAGGAGGAGGCGGCAGCGGGGAGGGGAUCAGCCCGCCGGGGCGGUGGCGGCGGCGGCAACAAUCACCACAAACUCGGGCGACCGCCGGAAGAUGAGGCCCGCGGCGGCUUUACCCAAGCCGGGAAAGCCCUGGCCCCGGCCCCCGGAGUCGCCGCUGCUCCCCAGCCGGGGCAGGUUCCGCCGAGCCGCCCCCACGGCCCCCUCCCCUCCGGGUCGGCCUCCCGGAGCCAACGCCGGUGACCCCACCCCCGUGACUCCGCGCCCGCCCCCUCCCCCCACCCCCCGCGGGACUCCCCGCACCCACCCCUACCCCCAGCGGGGCCCUCCUGCCCGCCCGGCCGCGGGCCCGCCGGCCCCGCCCCGCGCCUCCUCCGGCCGCGCGGCGAGGUUAACGACGGACACCGGACAGGCCAGACGGCAUCUGGGGUCGGGCGGCCCCGCGAGGAGGCAGCGGCGGCUGCAGCUCCGCGCACACAAAAGCCCAGGGCCGGGGCCUGAACCGGGGAAGGCAGACCCGGAGAAGAGCCAACGCUUCCUUACUCGCCACUCUAACGAGUCCUGCCCACUGAGCAUGCCCAGCAGCCGCGGCCAGGCCUGCCGAGGAUUCUCAACGUGCACGCUCCGCUCUCCGGGGUUUAGUGGCAGCAGAGGCUGGGAGGGGGAGGGCGUGCGGAGCAGGACGCAGCCGCAGGGCAAGCCCCCUCCCCCAGCCAACUUCCUUAAACGAAGAGCACAGAGGACACGCAGAGGCAGCUCUCCACGCGGAAAGUCGCCCCGGUUUCCCCACCAUAACAGGAGUCCUUAG